AUGACUAAAAUGGUUAAUCUAUUAGCCACCAAGCUCGAGUUAGGUAGUCCUAUGAUAUGUCUGUACCUUCUAUGUAAUCCUGAUCACUAUGGUAGCCAUACUUUUAUUCCCCUGUACUGGUCCACAUUUGUAACUGAAGCCAGAAACACCAUUGUUGGCUUGUCAUCUACAUUUGAUUAUACACAUCGCCCUACACAGCAUGAACAUAUCUACCUCUAUGAUUGGAUUCGAAGAUUCAAACGUGAUAGGAAGAACUCAAAAGAAAGACUUUCAAAAGGACAUGAACUAGAUUGUGCAGAUUCUGAAAUACCUACUAAGGAGGAUGAGAAUUUACACAAAAACCAACUGGAAUUUCUGAAAGGUCAUCCCCUUGCAGCUUCACAUCUUGUGAGAACACAAAGAAACUGGGAGAGUAAUGUUCCCAAUUUAAUUGGAGGUGCUUUCCCAAGGCCUGACAAAGGUGAUCGUGAAUACUACUGUUCUGCAGUACUUACAUUGUUCAAGCCUUGGCGUACAGGCAAAGAUCUCAAAUCUGAAAAUCAAACAUGGCAUGAAGCCUUUCUAAUCCAUGUAUUUGAUGAGCAAGUCUCAUUGUACAUCAAAAACUUGAAUCUGCGAUAUGAAUGUCUUGAUGCAAGGGAUGAUUAUCGUUCGCAAUUACAA
Messenger RNA from Lentinula edodes (shiitake mushroom), 663 nucleotides. RefSeq lists its product as uncharacterized. NCBI's taxonomy places the organism in Eukaryota, Fungi, Basidiomycota, Agaricomycetes, Agaricales, Omphalotaceae. The annotation marks the transcript as partial. The record is from RefSeq and is a predicted model, not a curated record. The transcript is spliced from 2 exons.